AUUUGUAAUACGUCAACGUCAAAACGUUAGACUACCUACAUAAACAUAACCUAGAAUUAUGUAAUUUUAAUAUUCUAAAAUCUUAAUAUGUUUUCCUCCAUUCUAAAUGAAUUUAUUUUUAUGAAUAAAAAAUUUAAAAUCAAGCAAAAAAAUUGCAAUUAAUAAGUGUUUAUCAAGUUAGUGGAAAAAUGUUCUAAAGUAAAUUUCCUGGUUUUCCCUGUGUACCCUUGGCUGUUCCCUUUCCGGUAUAGUGAAUGAUUAUGAUUAAUUUUAACUGCUGUGCCCUUGACCAUGAUACUAACAUUCACACCAAAUAAAUAUGUUGAGAUCAAAAUUCUUUCCAUUGAUGAAGAAACGGAGAUUGCAAACAAAAUUAUGCUCAAAUCAAUGUCAACCGCCUGCUACAGAUGAAGAGAAAGAAAGAGAAUUGGAGAGAAUUGCUAGAGAGGCCUCUAUAGAAGAGCCACCAACUGGUUGCUGCCAAUCAGGAUGUUCUAAUUGCGUUUUCAUAGUUUGGGCUGAAGCUCUGACCAAAAAGAUGGACAAUGCAGGGCCUGAAAUUUCCGAAAAGAUUUUGAAAAUGAUUGAUGAUCCCUCCAUGAAAGCAUAUUUAGAAAUGGAACUAAGACUAAGGGGUCUUAAUAAGAAAUAAAAUCAGCUCUUCAGACUUGUGUUCUGUAAUUUUAAAGUCUUCAUUAAAGAUAUUUACAACCAAGAUAUUUAGGUAGCUAUUUAUAUUUAAAUAAGCUGAAUCAGACAGAUUCAGCUCUCUAAUCGUCUAAUGUUACCAGAAAAUUAGGCAAAAACCAAUUUGUUUUAGUAUAAAUUACUAUUAAAUUGUAAAUAGUUACAUAAAUCUGUGACUGUUGUGAUUAAUGUAUAUUUUGUAGCUUGAUAUUAGAUAGGUAAGUAUUUAUUUUGUAAAUAACUUUGUAAGUACUUAUUAAUUAAAUAAAAAUAUUUUUUUUAUUCCA
Plodia interpunctella (Indianmeal moth) is the source of this 974-nucleotide messenger RNA. RefSeq lists its product as uncharacterized. NCBI's taxonomy places the organism in Eukaryota, Metazoa, Arthropoda, Insecta, Lepidoptera, Pyralidae. Gene Ontology annotation, cellular component: mitochondrion. The record is from RefSeq and is a predicted model, not a curated record. The coding region runs from base 320 to 652 and encodes 110 amino acids. The transcript has 3 exons.